CUAAGCAUGGGAAUCUUAGCUAAGGGCAAGCCUCUCGUCAGACGGUCGUGCGCUGUAAAGCCAAGGGGAUGAAGAUGCUUCUCAUUGGCCCACGGCGGAUGCCCGCGAACUUGUUCAGCCCAAAACGGGCUCGGGAGAUUUCCAAACAGUUAUACGAGCGCCAAGGGGAGUUGUUGGCUUAAAUUUAGCGGAGAGGAUUGGCUGUAGGGCAUGCAAAAGUCCUGCUCUUGCCAGGCUCCUGGGAUGGCUGAGAUGGCUGGUGCUUUCACGACGAUGACCGCAGAUCGGUCUCGUAUGGCUUCAGGAAUCCGAGAGACGUGAAAUGCAUCAUGUUUCUGCUUCUUGCCUCUUCACUCUCCCCAGUCAUUCUCCCCCCAUCGUUUCAUCCGGAAGUGGUUGCUCCUCCUCCCCAGAAUCUCCUUGUUCAUUCGGUAUCUCGCCUUUCACGCCGGCCUCUUUCCUCUCAACUUUCUAUUCGACCAUGAACAGUUUAAAACCUCGACGAUCCUGGCUUCAACCUUUCCUCGUCUUCCUCGGCAUCUGCGCUCUCCUCUACCACAGUCUAGCAUACUUCCCUUCAGCAACGAAUUGCAUCAGUUCCUCACUCAGAUCACUUCUCCAACCACAUGCCUUGCCACCCAUCCCAUGCAGCAAUAUCGGGGAAGAGAGUCCGCGAGAGGUGCUCCUCGCCGCCACAUCCUGCCUCGACGAAUGUCGAAAGCUUCACCUUGACAGAGAGACAUACCAAUCGACAACAGACUACGAUGAGUGUAAACAGGAAUGCGUCGCACGUCACCAAGACGCCUGUGUACGCAACCAGAAAGAGACGGCAGAAAUAGGGAACUCUCUCCCAACCCAUUCUCACAACUUUCGAAUCACUGGCCGUCGCCUCCGACAAACACGAUGAUCUUGACAUCCAACACUUCAACAGAAUGUGGUUAUCAGCCCAGUCACAAGC
Messenger RNA from Westerdykella ornata, 958 nucleotides. RefSeq lists its product as uncharacterized. NCBI's taxonomy places the organism in Eukaryota, Fungi, Ascomycota, Dothideomycetes, Pleosporales, Sporormiaceae. The transcript has a single exon. The record is from RefSeq and is a predicted model, not a curated record. The coding region runs from base 323 to 907 and encodes 194 amino acids.